AUGCUCACUCCAUAAAUUAAAGAUUUUAAUGAUGAAAGUUUUAUACUGAAUAAUAAAGAGCAAGGAAAAGAAGAUAAUACCAUGAUAAUAAAUAUACAAUAAAGCAUCAGACAGCAAUAAGGAAAUGGGGUAGAAGAAGAGUUGAAAAAUAUACACCAAUCUUAGAGCAAUAACUUAUAAAAUGAAAAAAGACAUGAACCUUCUAGUUCUACUUUAAUUGAAGAUGAUUAAUUAAAACAUGGAGACAAUAUUCCUAAAAAAUAUUUGAAGUAAAAAGAAAUGAAAGAAAAAUAAUAACCAAAAAAAAGAAAGACAAUUCAUAAAGAAAUUCCUACUAAGAUUUAAUAUAGAGCAAAUUAAAAUUAAAAUGUUAAAAAUGACAAAACAUUAUAAUUUAAAAAUUAAAUUAAGGGAUUCAUAUCAAAAUACUUUAAAAGACUUUCUAAGCAAAAAAGAGAGAAUCUUCUUGACUUUGAUAUUCCUAUGAAAAUGUUUGAGAGGAUGAAAGGAUGUCACAAAAAAACUGAUUUGUUCUUGAUUAUUAAUUAAUUUUUCUCCUCAGGCAAACCCACCUAAGAAGAUUAUGAACUAUACUUAAGUUAACGUUUCUAAUAACAAUACGAAUAAAUAUAACCAGAUGAAGAAGUUUUACAAGAUGAUUAAUAUUUAGAAAGAUAAUCAUAAUUAAAAAUUUAAGAAAGAGAGUUUCAAUUGCUUACUUAGCUAAGAGACGACUAUCUAAAAGAUCCAUAGUAUGAAGGAUAUGAUGGCUUUAUAGAAUUUAUCAAUUAUUAUAAUCGUUUGACAUCUUUUUUCCGUAGAGAUAUAUAUAAAUAUCUCAUGAGCUAAAGUUAUGUCCAUGCUGUCUGUGUUAAAAAAGCAGAAAAAUUUGAUCAAAUUUAUAUUAAAAACAUUAUAUUAAAUAUUAUUUUAAACCCAAAAGUUUUGAUUUGA
This is a messenger RNA of Tetrahymena thermophila SB210, 954 nucleotides long. RefSeq lists its product as hypothetical. NCBI's taxonomy places the organism in Eukaryota, Ciliophora, Oligohymenophorea, Hymenostomatida, Tetrahymenidae. The transcript has a single exon. The record is from RefSeq and is a predicted model, not a curated record.